GGAUGGACUCUUCUCAUAGUGGAGUCCAAAAAUGUUACAAAACCAUGGACUCCAUGGUAAAGUCCAUGUAAAUAUUGUUAUAUCCUAUUAGCAGUUUAAUUUUCAACUCUGUAUCAAGAUUAAUCGCCGUAUUGUUUGCAUUCAACCGUAUUCACAGGCAAACUUAAUCCAUUUCACCAUUAAUUACACCUUUUCUUGGGAUUUACCUCAUCUUGAUCAGUUUAAAAAUAACUGGCCUUUGACGACCUAAAAAUAGUACUAACAAUAUAAUACUCAACAGCCAAUGUUCAUCUGUUCAUUUUUUUCUAUCAAGGUGUUCAUUUUAGGCUAAUAUUAUUAACCUGCUGCUUCAAUAUAUUUGUGAUACAUGAAAACCAGGAACGAUUCUUUCUUCUUAAUGUGUUUCAAUGUCUUCUAUCUUUUGAUAUUUCAACCAAUUAUCAACUAUAAAUGUGUUUGUAAUCAAAUUUCAAAUUAAAUAUGUUAAAGGAUGAUGCAAAGGUGAACCCAACCAUAGUUCGUUUGAAUGGUAAAACCUGAACCAGGAACCAGAAAAAAUGGAGUAAUUCUUUUCGCUUUUAUAAAUCACCAAAUUCUGUUCUUACCCAAAGCUUCACUUGUAACAACAAAUUUAUUCGUGUCCAAAGAGCAAAGUCACCAAGAAAUAAACAAAACAGUGUUUUAAUCCAUUUUUAUUGUGAUUUCCUCAACAAUUUAUCAUCAACAAUUCUUUUUUCGUGAAAAUUUUUCUUCUUCUGGAUUCUCAUAGCAUAUUAGAUCAAGUUUGUGUGUUCAUCUCAUCUUAUCCAACCCAAUACACAGCUGAAAGCAACGAAACCUAUUCAACAUAAGGUACCAUAUUGAUAGUGUAACAAAGACAACAGAUGACAAAUUGUUGACAAUUUGAAUCAAUUUCAACACUUCAAGGUUUACCUUUUCUCUGAAAAAAGUUUUAAUCAUAUUUUUUGCAACCAAAUCAUCACCUAAGCAAACAUGUGAAAGUACAAGUAGCCAAAAAGACAUGGAGAUUCAUACAUGAUAUUUGGAUCGCCAAUUUGCUGAUUUUCACCAGAAGAAGUCAAAUUAAAUCGCAAACUCAUCACCACUUUAACCAUCACCAGCAUCAUUAUCAUCACCAUAAACAUCACAAUAAACUAAACAACAUAUUCACUUUGAUCAUCAACUGUUGUAAUAUCACAACAGCAGCAUCACCAAAGACUGACAUUAUUACUGUUAUUAUCAUCAUUAUAAUUAUUAUUAUUAUUACAGUUAUUAUAAGUCUAAUAAUAAUAAUUAUCAUCACAAAAAAACUAACAAUAGCAAAACAAGUUUGCAAAGUUUGACUGAAAAACAGUAGCAACAGCCAACCAACCAGCAAGGAAUAGGAAAAACAAGGGAAAAAAUAUCAAGCAAAGAGGAACACAAAAAAGAACCUAAAAGCAUAACAAAAUAUCUGGUAAUAAUGGAAGCCGAUAAAUCAUCCUACGAUUCAAAUUAUUCAGUGAGGAAUCUGAAAAGACAGUGUAUAAUACUGAUAGGUAAACUGAUUCGGACAAAAAGCCCAGAACCGGAGAUAGAAAUCGAAACUCGAAAGUUAAAGAAAUGUUUAACCACUUUGGAUCUUACUUCACUUGGUGUUGGAAGUUGUGUUGGAACUGGAAUGUAUCUGGUAACCGGUAUGGUGGCUCAUAAAUAUGCAGGACCUGGAGUGGCGAUAUCAUUCUUAAUAGCAGCAAUAGCUUCCCUUUUAUCGGGUGUUUGUUAUGCUGAAUUUGGUGUCCGAGUGCCUCAUACCACUGGAUCAGCAUACAUGUAUUCAUAUGUUACGGUGGGUGAAUUCAUUGCAUUCAUCAUCGGUUGGAACAUGAUACUUGAAUAUUUAAUUGGCACAGCUGCCGGUGCUUGUGCCAUCUCAGCUUGCCUCAAUGCCUUAGCCGAUAAAUCGGUCUCCACUGCAACAGCCUCACUAUUUGGCCGUAUCGGUGGUCAUUCACCUGACCUGUUAUCCGCCCUGAUAACCCUAUGUAUGACUGGUAUACUGGUUGCCGGUGUUAAAAAGUCACUUCUCUUCAACAACGUUCUCAAUGUCAUUAAUUUCACUUCAUGGGCCAUCAUAAUGGUUGUCUCAUUGUACUAUAUAUCAUUUAGCAAUUGGUCGCAACACGGAGGUUUCCUACCCAAUGGUUGGUCCGGUGUUUUGUCAGGAGCAGCAACCUGUUUCUAUGCUUUCAUUGGCUUCGAUAUAAUAGCCACCACCGGAGAAGAAGCAGAAAAUCCUAAAUGGUCCAUUCCCACCGCCAUAAUAUCAAGUCUUCUGAUUGCCCUUACAGCCUAUACCACCUCCAGCCUUGUGUUAACCCUUAUGGUUCCUUGGGAACAGAUUAAUGUUGACUCAGCGCUAGUUGAAAUGUUUAACUCGGUUGGAGCUUACCAUUGGAAAGAUUUGGUGGCAAUUGGUGCUCUAGCAGGACUCACUGUCUCCAUGUUGGGCUCCAUGUUUCCAAUGCCUAGAGUAGUCUAUGCUAUGGCCAAAGAUGGCCUAAUAUUUCGUAGGUUUUCCUCUGUUUGGCAGCCCACUGGAACCCCAAUGAUUGCCACUGUUUUUUUCGGCAUCUGUACAGCAUUUGCAUCGCUUCUAAUUUCCCUUGAAGUUCUCGUUGAAAUGAUGUCCAUUGGUACUCUCAUGGCUUACACUCUUGUCUCCACUUGUGUUUUGCUUCUUCGUUACCAACCUAAUCGAGCUAACCUUGUUGACCUGUUACCCGAAUCCAUCAGAUCAGCAUGUCAUACUCCAUCUCGUGAAGCCUCCUUUCCUCCAGGUCCACCAACAAUGGGCCCAAUAAUGUCUACCACACCAACAUUUACACCCUUUGUAACCCGAGAAGAGCAGCGAGUUCACACAAAGCGAACCAAUCGUUAUGAUUCAAGUGAAUCCGAUGAUACAGAUCCAAAUUGCUUCCGACAAGAAAGUAAAGAUGAUGAAUUUUUGGUUCCAGGAACAGCGGGUUAUCAUUAUGGAUCAGUUCCUUAUCAACAUGGUGGAAGUAGUGGUAAAAGGUCAAGUAUAUUGGAGUAUUACGAGAAAAUUUGUGUCUACCUUUUUCCGUAUGGUUGGAAGGUUAAUGGACCUGCAACCGAUGAAACUGGACUUUUGGUUAUCAAAUUGGUCGGUUUGUUGUACAUAGUAACGAUUGUAUUUGAUAUUAUUCUGGCUUGGUUCAGUGAUUCACUAGAUUCUGGUAAUCACAUUGCUCUUGGCCUCUUUAUAUCCAGUCUUGUGGCAAUUGUUGCCUGUAUUUUUGCCAUUGCCAGACAACCUCAGAUCAGAUGCGAUUUGAAAUUCAAAGCUCCUGGAGUCCCUUUUGUGCCUGCUUUAGCCAUCGUAAUUAACAUUUACCUGAUCUUUAGGCUUUCAAUAUUGACAUUAGUUAGAUUUGCAAUUUGGAUGACUCUAGGUUUCAUUAUGUAUUUUGGAUAUGGUAUCAAGAACAGCUCACUGGAACAACCUUACGCUCAAGAUGAUAAUUUACGAUCGACGAGUGGUUUGAAUCCUAAUGAUGUUAAUCCAGAUCAACAGAUAGAGUUAACUAUACCAAAGGAUAGGCUGAAGCAAAGCUAUAAACCUGAAAAUUUAAGCAAAUCUGGUAACUCUGGUAAUAACAAUAACAAUAGAGUUAAAACUAAAUUGAAUGGAGGAACUGAAAUACCGAGGUCAAAAUGGCAAACAUUCGACUAAUUGAUGUUGAAUGUACUAAAGAUAAGCACAAUGAAGAACUUAUUACCAAGAUUAAGCAGAUCUGAAUUACGAAGAAAGCUCAAACAAGAUUGUGGCAUUAUAGACCUUCAUACGAACCUUGUAAUACGAUUUUUCAAAAUCAUCGUAACCAUCAUUGUCUUCACAAUUAACUUUGUUAAAAAUACUCUAUUCUACUGCUAAUGAAAAAGAAACCUAACCAAAAAGAAAUCAAAGUGAAUAAAAAAAAAGUGAAACAAACAAGAAGCCGAUUGUGAGCCCAGAAAAUAUCAAAUCAAAGAAAAGUAUCAUUUCAAAGAACUAUAAAGAACCUAAAACGAUAAUAUGAAAUGUGGUGAAAUGACUCCCUUGACUGAACCAAAGGAUUGGAAAAAAUCGAAGAAACGUGAAAUAUAUUGUCGUAAAGAAAAGAAGGAGAAAUAAUACAAAUUGAAAUAUAAAAUAAACCAAUGAACUGGAUAAAGCAAAUGUCAUUCUUUUUUAGGAACCAGGCGACCAACUCGGCAAAUAAUAAUAUUAAUGAUAAACAAUUAAUAAUCAUAAUAACAUCGACGACAAUAAUGGUGAUGAUGAAGUCGAAAGAAUCAACAAAUUAUUUAAAUCCAUCGGGACAAACUGAUCAAAGCCAUAUUUUAACUGUGUGAUAAAUUUGUGUUUGUUUUCUUUUAAUAUACAUUAAUUUGAUUGUUUGUUUGAUUGAAAUUAUCUUUUUUCACUCACCUCCUUCCUCUUUGUGUAAUAAUAUCAACAACAAAAGUGAAACAAACCGAUGACACUUAAACAAUGUGCGUGAUUGCCUGCCUCUCAUCAUAUUUUUAAAUGCAUCUUUUUGAAACAAAUGUUGAUAGUGAUGAUGGUGAUGAUAAAUGACGAAAUGACACUGAAUGAUGAUACGGAUCAAAUAUAUAAACCUAAAUAUAUAAAUAGAUUAAUAGCUGCGUGGUUAAUGAUGAAAUGAAAGAUUUACUCAUCAACAUUAUCAACAUGAUGAUCAUGAUCACUGACUUAAUUUGAAUGCAAUCGAUUUUAUCUUCUCUAAUAACCGUAAACUCUUGUUUAUUUCUUGAUCCCUAUUUUGUCUUUAACAUUAUCAUCAUCAUUCUCAUAAUCUCAAUUGUUCAUAUCAUUUGAAAGAUCAUCAUCAUGAGUAAACAAAAAUGCGUAUUAUCAUUAUUAUUAGUAGACCUAAAGAAAUGUAUUAUUCAACUAAUGAGUUUGUGGUUUGAUGAAACAAAAAAAUAAUGUUUUCGCCAUUGAUAUUUAUCUUCACUUUUCAUCAUCCUUUCCCAUGUAACCGAUUGUAUCAUUUUUUUUCUUUCAAAAGUUCAUCUUCAUUCCUUUACCAUCAUUUACAUUCCUAUUUUUGAUUCUUAUUCAUCUUUCUUCUCAUGGUUGCUUGAAUAUUCCCGAUAUUUUGUGAAUCCGUACAUGAUGAUGGUGGUCAAAGAAGCAGAAGAGGAAGAAGAAGAAGAAGAAGAAAUUUCAUAAACAGAUCAACGAACAAAACAUAUUAUUCUUUCUAUUUGUUCUUUACCCUGAUUCUCAUCCUUUAUUCCUAUCCUUUGCUACUUUCACCUUCUUCGUCUUUCCAUCAACAAUACGAAGAUAAAUUAAGAAAUUGACAACAUUUUCAUUGUCAGGUUUUCUGCACGAUCAGACACCAACUUCAACUUGAUGUAAAUCUGCAAACUUGGUUUUUCUCGUUUCUUAGUGAACCUUGAAUACCGAAUUACCAUGUCUAAUGUGUUCCUUAAUGAACCAAUUGAACUUAAUUUUUCCCUUAUUAAGUCAAAUUCCCUAAUGAAUGUAAUUCCUUAUUGAUUUGUGCCAAUGAUUAUCAUUGUUCAACAAAUACUUUUAUUCCAAUGUAAAUGUUCAUUUGUUUUUUGUUUUUUAUCCCCAAUCUGUUUAAUCCUUUACAUUUUGAUUGUUAAACCUUUUCAAUUUUCUGUUAAUUACUAAGGAACAAUUUGGGUAAAUCAAGUUGAUUAUUGUUGGUUAUUGUGUUCGAUUGCUGCAAAUGAAAAUAUAUUAUACUAUGGGUUGUGUUACUUGUACAUGUAAAUAUUAUAUUGACAAAAAAUGUUAUACACAAAAUUUAUUGUAAUCAAUUCAUCUGUAAACUUAAAUUAUUAACCUUCUUGAUGAUGAACAAGCAUUUGAUUAUCGAAUUAAGGUUUGUUUCCAGAAACACAAUUUAAUCCCAAUGAAGAUGGCAAAUUGUCUUCAAUUUUUCUCUGUUUUCAUUUGGAUCCUCUUUUUAAUCAAACAAUUUUUUGUCCUAAUUGUGUUAUUAAAGUGAAACUUUAAGUUGUGAUCAACUGCCAGUCAUUAAUUUCAAUGUUUUUUUGGUGUUUAAAAUUGAUAUACUUUAAGGAUUCAACACACAAGAGUUUAAUAGUAAAACACUGUUUGAUUAAUGAAUUGAGAAACUUGAAGUAAACUAACAAAACAAUUAAGGUUACCUAAACCUGGUAAUGACUGGAUUGUUGAUUGUGAUGUUUCUCUGCUCUUUAAUUUUCUUUCAAAUAAUAUUACAUUUAUAUUUGUAGUAUAAAACUUGUAUUACUACUAAAGACUUGAAAUAAACCUAUUGAUUACACCAA
Messenger RNA from Tetranychus urticae (two-spotted spider mite), 6360 nucleotides. RefSeq names its product solute carrier family 7 member 14. The record is from RefSeq and is a predicted model, not a curated record. Gene Ontology annotation, molecular function: amino acid transmembrane transporter activity. Lineage: Eukaryota; Metazoa; Arthropoda; Arachnida; Trombidiformes; Tetranychidae. Gene Ontology annotation, biological process: amino acid transport; transmembrane transport. Gene Ontology annotation, cellular component: plasma membrane.